GGAAUAUUAAAAGACACAAUAAAUAUUUAUUAGAGUUUCAUAUAAUAUUAAAACAUCUAAAACUAGCGGUAUUAAUUGUAUACCUUCCACCAAAUAAUGAAAAUCAAAUCGAAAUAAUUAAUCAACAAGUUGAAGAAAUAUAUUUUAGCAGGGCAGCAAAUUUCGAG
Molecule: messenger RNA, 167 nt
Organism: Dentiscutata erythropus
Lineage: Eukaryota; Fungi; Glomeromycota; Glomeromycetes; Diversisporales; Gigasporaceae
Source: the annotation of a GenBank genome assembly